Salvelinus namaycush (lake trout) is the source of this 2599-nucleotide messenger RNA. Its product is annotated as ETS domain-containing protein Elk-4-like. Gene Ontology annotation, cellular component: nucleus. Gene Ontology annotation, biological process: cell differentiation; regulation of transcription by RNA polymerase II. Gene Ontology annotation, molecular function: sequence-specific DNA binding; DNA-binding transcription factor activity, RNA polymerase II-specific. Lineage: Eukaryota; Metazoa; Chordata; Actinopteri; Salmoniformes; Salmonidae. The coding region runs from base 465 to 1871 and encodes 468 amino acids. The transcript has 6 exons. The record is from RefSeq and is a predicted model, not a curated record.
CAGAGGCAUGACAACAACAGUCAAGUCUUUGCAAACUUGCCUGUUACAAUGUAACUUGUGAAAUUAGAUUAUAAUGUAACAUGUAACGUGUUUUUCGGUCAACAGCGAAAGUGAAGGAAGCAUCGUUGAAAACAUUUUUGUCGAGACAAAUGUAGCUGAAAGUAAAAGUGGUUGGCGCGACGACACUUCAAAACCACGGCGGGGACAGAUAACAACCCGCAUAUGGAACGCAAACAAGGGGAAGUGAUCUCAGCAUGCGUUUAAUUCCCUGUUCUUAAAGAUUAGCACACAUUUUUCCCUUCCAAAAAUGUAUAUGGCAAUUUUAUAGUUUUCACUUAAAGGGCGUAACUAGAUAGCCAUUUGCUACUCAGCUAGCAAGCUCAUUUUCUGUCAUGUUUUGGGAGUUGUAUCGACACUUCUGGGUGGCUCAAAUUUUCAACGAGCUCGACUAGCAAGCGGGGAGCAUGGACAGCUCUGUGACCCUGUGGCAGUUCUUGCUCCAGCUCCUAUUGGACCCCACCAAUGAUCAGCUGAUCUGCUGGACUAAUGAGGAGGGCGAGUUCAAGCUGCUGCAGGCGGAGGAGGUGGCCAAGCUGUGGGGCGCCAGGAAGAACAAACCCAACAUGAACUACGACAAGCUUAGCAGAGCCCUGAGAUACUACUAUGACAAGAACAUCAUUAAGAAGGUGAACGGGCAGAAGUUUGUGUACCGCUUUGUCUCGUACCCAGACAUUCUGAAAGGGGAUGCCUCUGUUCGGCCCGAUGGGGAGGGGGGUGGCCUGCCCCUCUCAGAGAGGGGGGACAACACAUCCAGAGAUGAUGAGGGUGGGGACAGGAGUGAAGGUGUGACAGCGACACGAGGGUCCAGUACUAAGCCGUCCAACCGUAAUGACUACAUCCACUCUGGCCUGUACACCUCAUUCACCCUCACCUCGCUGCAAAAUGGACGGCAGCUCUUCAAGUCUAUCAAGAUGGAGAACCCCGGAGACAAGAUGGCCGACAGGAAGUCCAAUAACCGGGCCCAAGACCCACCCUCUCAGCCAAUGCCAUCGCCGUCAGUCAUCAAGUUUGGGACCACCCCUCCCAAGAGAAGCCCUCCACCACCUCAGGUUACUAUAGAAACAUCCAAUCCGCCAUUGUACCCUCUCCAAGUCCCACCUCCCAUAGAUGAUGUAGUGAGGACACACUCCACCCUCCUGCCUCAGGCUGUGUACGCGUUUGAGCAAGCCAAGACCUUGGAAUCCUCGAAUCUUCGAAUUCUGCAUAGUUUCAGUUUAUCAGAGUUGCCCUCUCGGAGUCCCUCCCCCAGCAUGGUGCCGGACUCCACCCAGGAGCUGGUGAUUGACAGUGAUAUCGAGUCCAUCUCCUCCCAACCGACAGAGACGCAGAUACAGGCGGUGCAGAGUUUUGGCCAUGUGUCAAGUGGUGAGGUAUGUGGAGGAAACGGGGACAAGGGAGGGAAUAGGGAGAUGAGUUUGUCUCCGGUGUGUGUGAGUGGCCAUAUCACUGGGGGCAAGGCCCGCAAGCCUCCUAAAGUCCUGGAGCUUUCCACUCCUACACUGGUGGUCACUGCCUCUGACCUCUCACCUAUGAACCUCUACAGCCCCUCACUACCCACCGCCUCUCUCACACCAGCACUGCUACAGACGCCCACUCUGUUGCUGACCCCCAGUCCCCUGCUGUCUAACAUCCACUUCUGGAGCACGCUCAGUCCGGUGGCUCCCCUCAGCCCUGCCACCCGCCGCCAGCAGGGAGCACACACCCUGUUCCAGUUCCCCUCGGUGCUCACCCCUCAUUUCCAUAUCCCCACACACAGCCUGGAUGGGACCAACACCCCCGGACCCCUCACUCCAGACUCCCAUAAGACAUAAGGGACCUUACCCUUGGAACCUGUGGAGCCCCCAGACACUGAGGCCCUACUUCUGCUCUACCCGCACACUCCCAAACAGACACAGGAGACAUGGGGGUUGAUGAUUUGGAUAAAUGAGGACCAUCCACUGCCAGGGGGGACUGAGACGGUUAGAGGUGUCCAACACACACACACAUCUAUGAUUCCUUGAACACUUCCUGUUCUUUUAACUUGCCAUCUUCAGGUCUCCAUUGACACCUCUCCUAAAGAAGACUUUUUAGGAAUUGCCAUGGUAACGGGUGCUGCAAAGACUAGUGAUUUGAUGCUGACCAGUCAGAAAUGUGCAUCACUUGACCUGAACAGCCACUUAUGUCUCCACUCUGAGACCAAAGGGAUUACAGACCUUUUUCUUUCUAUCUGAACCUUCAUAGUUUCCUUCUAGUCUUUUUGCGGAACUUCACACUUUCACAACAAACUGUUUGAUGGUGUGUUGUCAAUUCCCAACUCAGUUUUUAGAUGUUUUUUAAUGGAUCAUUUUCCUGUUUGUUAUGUUUUUAACGUGUUUUAACCAGCUAACCUUAAUGUUUCUCCUCACCGGCUCUCUUAGAUGGAAAACACUUGCCAACACCAACUCUACUUUUACCUUAACUGUCAAUCCCCUCAUCUACAUGCCAGUAUAUACAGUUGAAGUCAGAAGUUUACAUACAUUUGAACUAAGUUUCACCAUUUCUGACAUUUAAUCCUAGUAAA